UCGUACAUACGAAUGUAGAAUCAAUCUCAGUAAUGAAUUUUUAGCCGAAUAUUUAUGUGAUACGAGUCCAAUUGACUGCUAUGUACUCGUUCAUCACUGCUUUCUCAAAGUCUGCCUGGGUAGACGGAUUGGGUGACCUUGUCCUCGUCCACGGGACAAGUGUAGUUAGUUGGCAACGUUGAAGAUAAGAAAUAAUCCGAGUAUUUUCCACCUCGUGCUAUUUUUUUCUAGAUUUUAAUCGCAUCAAAACUUUUUUUUCUUGCUGGGGGUUGCUCUCUCUCUCUCUCUGGAAAAGAAUGGCUCGUAAUUCCACCAGCUAUUAAUUUACUACCAGCUAUACAUUGGUUAUUUGGAGAGUGUAGUGUUUUGGCUGGUGGUGGUGGUGGCGAGUGAGUUAGUGGCGUGGGUGAUGAAAGGGUGGACACAUACGUAUCUGCAAGAGAGUCAUCAUUUUACUAGUGGGAAACGAACGAGGGGGAUAAUUGACACUUCCGCAAUUUAAGUCAGUCAUGGUUGAUAGAGAAGGUCCACCACAUACGGGAUCGUACGGGAGAAGCGAAUUGUCCUCCAAGUGGUCAAGUGGUCCCUCCUCGUCGUCCCAAUAACCAACGACUGACUCUCUUCACCACCACCAGUACGUCCGACCCCAUGUCUUGGGCGAGUUCCACUUUGAAAAACCAUCCUCCGCUGGACUCACUCACAUAAAGACGGACCAACUAAUUGUUCCGUAGGAGGUUGUAUAAUUAACUCUGCUUGGGUGUGGUUCGUGUGUUCUGAUAAGCAAGCCAGGGUGGAAAUUUACUGAUAAGCAUAAAUUUUGUGGGGGGAGAAAAGCCGUGAUUUUCUUCUUUUUUUAAAUUUCCACCACUUUCUACCCAUUUCUCUGAUACUGCCCAAGGUUGGAAUCGUUCAGACGUGCGGUUGUGUCGGUGAGGUGAAGCUGAUCUCGAGCUGUCUGCUGCCGUGGUGGUUGUGAGAUGAGCGAGAAGCUGUCGGGGGAAGCAAAAGGAUUUACAAUGGAAAUGAACCAAUUUGGUGGUGGGAAUGACUCCUCAUCGCCCAAGAUGAGCAACGCGAUUGCAGCCCAACUUAACGAGGAGGCGGGCAGUGGGGGUGGCAAGGUGGCUUCGGGCGAUAAGGAUGACGACGUCCCCCUCCGGGGAAGCUGGUCUUCCAAACUUGACUUCAUCAUGUCCACCGUCGGACUCGCCAUUGGUCUCGGCAAUGUCUGGCGAUUUCCUUACCUAUGUUAUAAGAACGGGGGUGGUGCAUUCUUGGUGCCGUAUAUCCUAACGGUGAUCAUGGCCGGGAUCCCGAUGUUCUUCAUGGAGCUAGCGGUAGGACAAUUCUUAACCAUUGGCGGGCUUGGUGUAUGGAAAAUCACUCCAAUUUUCAAAGGUGUGGGCUAUGCCGCUGCGGUCAUGUCCUGCUGGAUGAACGUGUACUACAUCGUCGUCCUUGCCUGGGCGAUCUUCUAUUUCUUCAUGUCGUUCAGUACAACUCUGCCCUGGAGAGACUGUGGAAACUCAUGGAACACGAACCUCUGUCUGGGUCAGAACUUUAAACGGGAGGACUUUUGUCGGAGCAGGUUCGAAAAUGGGAUAAACACGACCUUCUGCACGGUUGCGGGACAAACCCUCCCCAUCAAAAACUUUUCCGACCCGGUCAAGGAAUUCUGGAACCGCCGAGUGCUCGACAUCUCUUCGGGGAUCGACGACUUGGGCGAGGUGCGUUGGGAGCUGGCCGGAACGCUGCUCAUCGUCUGGAUCAUGGUGUACUUUUGUAUCUGGAAAGGUGUCAAGUGGACGGGAAAGGUGGUCUACUUCACGGCCCUGUUCCCCUACGUCCUCCUCACGAUCCUCCUCAUUCGAGGCAUCACACUGCCCGGCGCCUUCCUCGGCAUCAAGUUCUACCUCAUGCCCGACCUCUCCAAACUGGGCGACUCCCAAGUCUGGGUCGACGCCGUGACACAGAUCUUCUUCUCGUACGGGCUCGGACUUGGAACUCUCAUUGCGCUCGGGUCCUACAACAAGUACAAUAACAACGUGUACAAGGAUGCAUUGAUUGUGUGUUGUGUCAACUCGUCGACGUCGUUCUUUGCGGGGUUCGUUAUCUUCUCGGUGGUUGGAUUCAUGGCGCACACACAAAACAAGCCGGUGGCCGAGGUGGCAGCGUCAGGUCCCGGCCUUGCAUUUUUGGUGUAUCCGUCGGCCGUGCUGGAACUCCCGUGGCCCAGUUUUUGGUCCUGUCUCUUCUUCUUUAUGCUGCUCUUGAUCGGAUUAGACUCGCAGUUUUGCACCCUCGAGGGCUUCAUCACUGCGAUGGUGGACGAGUGGCCGCGCUACCUGCGACCUCGCAAGGAAAUCUUUAUCGCCGUUGUGUGCACCUUCUCAUACUUGAUCGGGCUCGCGUGUGUGACGAGGGGCGGAAUGUACGUGUUUCAACUGAUCGACUCCUACGCGGUGAGUGGGCUGGUGCUCUUGUGGGUCAUAUUUUUCGAAUGUAUCGCAUUCUCUUGGGCGUUUGGCGUGAAUCGAUUCUACGAAGCGAUCCGAGACAUGAUUGGAUACUAUCCGUUCGCAUGGUGGAAGUUUUGCUGGGUCGUGUCCACUCCGGCGAUCUGUUUUGGCGUCUUUCUCUUCAACAUAAUCCAAUGGUCUGAGAUCAAAUACUUGGAUUACCGAUACCCAUGGCCGGCCCAUUUGUUCGGAUGGUUCUCCGCAAUGACGACGAUGAUCUGUAUUCCUGCCUAUGCGAUUUGGAUAUGGCGCAGAACUCCGGGCGAUUUCCAAACGAAAUUCAAUCUGUUAGUAAGACCACAAAUCAAUUUGGAGGACAUUAGAGGACCCGGAACCGCCCUGACAUCGGAUAUUACGACACUUUAAUUUCCUUAAACAUGCAAAUUAUGCGUCCCUCCCUAUAUCUUUUUCUAUUAAUGUGUGUACUACUAUACAAGUUAUUACAAGUAUCGAUAUUAUUAUGAGUUGUUCAUUAGUUUACUGCUAGGAGUAUCAUCCAGGUCAUCAUCUAGGUCGUGUAGGUCAUAUUUAGCUUAUAAAUAUUUACAGCUGCAUUUUUAACCUAAGAGACGACGACAAUUAUUAAAUACAUAUUUAGAAGAAAUAUUUAGGGAAUAGCCGACAGUUGAAUGUGACCGUGUGCGUGAAUAAGUAGUUAAUUAAAUUGUGACCAUUUGUGAAAUAUACAUGUUCUUAAUAAUUAGAUAAGGUAGCUCUUACUCGCCAAGUGUCAUCUUGCCCCGUCUGUCUCAUCUCACCUUUUCCCUUCUUUCUAGUCUCACUUUUCCACUUUUCUCUGACUUUGCCAAUCUUUCACGUCGUAUUCUUCUUCUUCUUCUUCUUGGCUAGCCGUGUAUAAAAAUAAGUAGCUUUUAAAAUACGUUGUAAGUGGCACAAAGUCAAGUGCGAACGACAAUCCGAAACUCUUCCAGUUUUUAUUGCCUCCAUCUCAUCAUCAUUUUGGUGACGAUAUUGUGACGCAAUUGUACAGGUAAAUCUUAGUCGUGAUCUAUUUUUCGCUAAUUCUGGUCUUCUAAUUCUGUCUCGUUUACAUAUGUAAGAUUCUGAAAUUUUUAGAUAAAUGAUCUAGUUUUCUGCCCCUUGUAAUUCUGUCUCGUUUCUGAAAUUAUUUCAUUUUUCGUAACCCUUCUCUCUCUUCUUCGUAUACUUGUCUUGUUCUUUUUAUCCUGUAAACGUUUCACUUUUUUUACUCUGUUCUACAUAAUUCUCGAGUUUUUCUUCCAACUAAUUUCAUAUUUUUCAUGUCUCUACGUCAAUUUCUACUACUAACAGUUUACUCUCUUUUUGUCUCAUCUUGCCUCCUUUCAUAUCUUUUUUCUCUCAACCUACAAUCUAAUUUCUCCUACAUUUUUCUUCACCUCGUUAAAAAUAUCUGUUUUCUUGUUAUUCCACUUCCCCAAAAUUAUUUACUUUACUUCACGUGCAAAUUUUGAGUUACUUAAACUUGUGGCUUUUAUUUUAACUCUACAUAAAAAUAUCGCUAACUAUAAAACUAUUCUUGUCUCAUAUUUGUAAGCUAACCAUAUCCUUACUCAGAAUUGACUAGUUUUAUAAGAAUAUACUACCAACAUUAUUAUCAUUAAGGUAUUAAAUAUUACGUCUGUAACUAUCUCAAUAUUUAGCGUACAGAAUUUCAAAGCUAAUCGUGAUUACUUACUAAAAAUGUGGUAUGGAUGGAUGAAAUGAAUGUGAAAGUUGUGUAGUGAGAGGUAGUCGAAGUUAAUUAAUUGGCCAGUUAGUUCAUAGGUUUACAAAUUAUGCUAAUUAACUAAUUAUUUCCCUUAACCAGCUAAUAAAUUUCCUAUCUCUCUCUCUCUCUCUCUCUGCAGAUAAUUUAGAAAUCUUAGUGACUCAUUUCCGGUUGUGUCUGAAAAACCUUCGUUGUUUAUGUUUAAUCUGGUCUCAUCGUUGUUAUCAAAUAUUUCUGUUAUUAUUACUUCUCUGAUUUUUUAAUAUUAUUAUUCAUGCUUAAUUACAAGUUAAAUAUUAUUAGCUAAUUUGUAUUAACUAGUUAAAUGAAAUGUGUAUAAUGAUUCAUUUUCAGAAGGUGUUUAAGUGAUGUUGUAUUUAAUAGAUUUUAAUUGUUUCUAUUUUUAGGGCUCAAAUUUAUCCAUGAUGAUUUAGUAUGAUUAUUAUGAUGGCGAUGAUUUGGUGUAUUUGUUUUGUUGCGAGUGCUGCUUUUUGAAUUUAUUCUGUAACACGGUGGUUUUUAUUUCUAAUAAAAUCGACAAACUUUCUUUUUA
This is a messenger RNA of Folsomia candida, 4783 nucleotides long. RefSeq names its product sodium- and chloride-dependent GABA transporter 1. The transcript has 12 exons. Lineage: Eukaryota; Metazoa; Arthropoda; Collembola; Entomobryomorpha; Isotomidae. Gene Ontology annotation, cellular component: membrane. Gene Ontology annotation, biological process: sodium ion transmembrane transport. The record is from RefSeq and is a predicted model, not a curated record. Bases 978 to 2885 code for a protein of 635 amino acids.